UCGACUCAAUUCUAAGCUACCAUGAGUGGAAGAGGCAAAACCGGCGGCAAGUCCCGCGCCAAGGCCAAGUCCCGCUCCUCCAGAGCCGGACUCCAGUUCCCGGUCGGUCGUGUCCACAGGCUGCUCAGGAAGGGCAACUAUGCUCAGCGUGUCGGUGCCGGUGCCCCCGUUUACCUGGCGGCCGUGCUGGAGUAUCUGACUGCUGAGAUCCUGGAGUUGGCUGGAAACGCCGCCCGCGACAACAAAAAGACCAGGAUCAUCCCCCGCCACCUGCAGCUGGCUGUCCGCAACGACGAGGAGCUCAACAAGCUGCUCGGAGGAGUCACCAUCGCUCAGGGCGGCGUCCUGCCCAACAUCCAGGCGGUUCUGCUGCCCAAGAAGACCGAGAAGCCUGCUAAAGCCAAGUAAAGGCUCCAACACCACAAAGGCUCUUUUCAGAGCCACCCACUUUCAACUAGAGAGAAGUUCAUCGAUCAAAUGUACUUA
Synchiropus splendidus (mandarinfish) is the source of this 486-nucleotide messenger RNA. Its product is annotated as histone H2A-like. The coding region runs from base 22 to 408 and encodes 128 amino acids. Gene Ontology annotation, cellular component: nucleosome. The transcript has a single exon. Lineage: Eukaryota; Metazoa; Chordata; Actinopteri; Syngnathiformes; Callionymidae. The record is from RefSeq and is a predicted model, not a curated record. Gene Ontology annotation, molecular function: DNA binding; structural constituent of chromatin; protein heterodimerization activity.